This is a messenger RNA of Schistocerca serialis cubense, 1449 nucleotides long. RefSeq names its product membrane-bound alkaline phosphatase-like. The transcript is spliced from 8 exons. NCBI's taxonomy places the organism in Eukaryota, Metazoa, Arthropoda, Insecta, Orthoptera, Acrididae. Gene Ontology annotation, molecular function: alkaline phosphatase activity. The record is from RefSeq and is a predicted model, not a curated record. Gene Ontology annotation, biological process: dephosphorylation. The coding region runs from base 1 to 1449 and encodes 482 amino acids.
AUGCAGCGCCCGGUGUUGACAGAGCCGGCGUACUGGCGGUCUCAGGCACGGCGGCAGCUGCAGGCAUCAAUAGACCGGCCGCAGCUUCUUGGUUACGCCCGCAACGCCGUGCUACUGGUGGGCCCCGGGCUUUCGGCCAGUGGGCUGGCGGCGGCGCGCGUGCUGAGCGGCCAGAGGCGGGGGGAUGCCGGAGAGGGCGCCGCACUCUGCCUGGACGCGCUGCCCAGCGUCGGGCUCGCCAAGACGUACUGCGUGGACUCCCAGGUGGCGGAGAGCGCGUGCAGUGCCACCGCGCUGCUGUGUGGGGUGAAGGGCCGCGCCGGCACGCUGGCUAUGGCGCCGUCUGCGCGCCGCGGCGACUGCAGGGCGCAGGGCAACGCGACGCUGCACCUCUCCUCGCUGCUGCGGUGGGCGCAGGAAGGGGGCAAAGCGACGGGCGUGGUUACGAACGGACGCGUGACGCAGGCACCGGUCGCCGCCAGCUACGCACACGCAGCCUCCGCUGCGUGGGAGAGCGAUGCCCUGGGUCCUGCUCACCAAGACCGUGAAGGCCACUCUUGUCCGGACGUGGCACUGCAGCUAGUCACGGGCGAGACCGGCCAGAAGCUAAAGGUCGUAUUGGGCGGGGGUCGUGCAAUGUUCCGACCGAACACAGCAGAAGACGAAGAUGGUGUUGGUUGCGGCAGCCGCCUCGACGGACGAAAUUUGAUCGAGGAGUGGAACGCAGACAAGUACGUUCGCGGUGUGUCCAGCCGCUACAUCUGGAGCCGAGGACAGCUGCUACAGAAAGAAACCUUCGAGAAGGACUACAUACUCGGGCUUUUCGGCGCGUCUGAACUGCCAUUCCACCUGGACACCGCGGACAGCUCUACUCCAAGGUUGUCGGAAAUGACGCGUGCUGCCAUCACAGCGCUGCAGCGGGAGUACAACGGCUUCAUCCUGCUCGUCUGCGCUGCCCUAAUGGACAAGGCUCAUGGGCUAAAUCUAGCACAAAAGGCUCUGGACGAGACGCUGGAACUGGAAGCAGCGCUACAAGUCGUACUGGAGCUGACAAACGAAAGUGACACCUUGGUUGUCGUCAUGGCCGACCAUGCACACAGCCUGAGUUUUAGCGGCUCCCCUCCCAGGGGCAACGACAUUUUUGGUGUGUCUGGCUUGGAUAGUGAAGGCGUUCCGUACACAUCCCUCACAUACGUCUCUGGUCCAGGGUACCGACCUGUGCCACUGAGCUACGACGUCUGUGAGGAUAACACACACGGGAAGGACUACGCGUUCCCGGCGAUGAGGCCGGAAGCUACAGCGUCGCACAGCGGGGAGGACGCGCUGGUGCUGAGCCGUGGGCCCUGCUCGCACCUGCUCUCUGGCGUCUUCGAGCAGAGCUACGUCCCGCACGCCGUCGCGUUCGCCACCUGCGUCGGCGAUGGCGCCACCGCCUGCAACUCCGCAUGA